UUUGAUACAUAACAAACAGCUGUUCGGAACUCUGAGCUCGGAGUCGGAGCAAUACAUGGAUGGAUUUCGUUUCGCGAUUGAUCGAACUUUUACCUAGUUCUAAGUUCUUCGAAGAAAAUAAUUCAAUUCUUAUAAAACGACUAUAUGAAGAUGUGAUUGGCAAGGUGUUGAAGCCCAUCCGGGCCGGUUGUUGUGAUCAAAUUGAAUCGAAUUGUGUUGCACAAAAUCUCGUAAGGAUUGGUGUUGUGUAUGACCUUGUUUACAGUUGUUUACACACCGGUGAAUGGCACGCAGUACCGCAACAGGAAAGGGAGGUAUUCACCAUCAUUAGCUAUUUGCGGAUAAUUUAUAUGCUAAUGAGUGCUCCUGGAAGUAGUGAUGUUUUAAGACACGCUGUAUAUAUUGCUGACAUUGGUAUUAUGUUAGGAUCCAAGGUUAAAACAUAUCUCAAGGGGAAUGAGUGUGAUUUAUUAACAGAAGUUGCUUCAAUACUAACGGACACAAAAGAACAUGACGAACCACCUCUUAAAAAACUAAGAAUUGAAUUUGGAUGCUCGGCUGAAGAUUCUUAUGAUGUCCCAGUUAUUGUUCAACCAUCAGUUGAGUUUUUUGGCUCCGAGCACUAUGAUAAGCGUGAACCCGCACUCCUUCGGGGCAUCAUCAAUGAUUGGCCGGCAAUGCAAAAGUGGCACGAUCCCAACUACCUGGUCGGGCUGGCGGGUGAACGAACUGUCCCAGUAGAGAUAGGUUCUCAAUACAGCAAUGAGGAUUGGUCCCAAAGGUUGGUGAAAUUUAAAGAUUUUAUCGUCGAACAUUUAAAGGACGAAUGCAGUGAUGUGCCGAAUCAGAGCCUUGCCUAUUUGGCACAACAUGAGCUUUUUGAUCAAAUACCAGAGUUGAGAAAGGACAUCCGUGUACCGGAUUACAUUGGUAGAACCGAUGUUGACCCACGAAUCAAAGCAUGGUUGGGUCCGAAAGGAACCGUUUCUCCACUACACACCGAUCCUAGUCAUAAUCUGCUUUGUCAGGUAUUCGGAAGCAAAACAAUUAUUCUGGCCUCUCCCGACGACACCCCGAAUCUGUACCCGCAUGAGCAUUUCAUCCUCGCCAACACAUCCCGGGUGGACGUGAAGAACGUGGACUACGACCGAUUUCCUCUGGUUCGAGCGGUUAGGCUUCGUCGACUGGUGCUGCGUCGCGGCGAAGUUCUGUACAUUCCUCCCGGCUGGUGGCAUUUUGUUGAGUCCUUGGCGCCCAGUUUUUCCGUGAGCUUCUGGUUUGAGUAGAAUGGGUAUUCAUGCAUUGAUCCAAUAUAUUAAUUAUAGACAGCUUAAUGCUAAACCAUAUAU
Molecule: messenger RNA, 1349 nt
Organism: Armigeres subalbatus
Lineage: Eukaryota; Metazoa; Arthropoda; Insecta; Diptera; Culicidae
Gene: JMJD5
Product: bifunctional peptidase and arginyl-hydroxylase JMJD5
Exons: 5
Coding region: 60-1286 (408 amino acids)
Cellular component (GO): nucleus
Molecular function (GO): histone H3K36 demethylase activity
Source: RefSeq, a predicted model, not a curated record